AUCUCACUAUAAGUUUAAGCGUAGACAUGUUUGAUACUUCUCACUAUCCAUUCAACUGUUUCAACUAUGAUGGAGACGCGUACGCUUCCUGUAGUACGGAGCAGGAGAAGAAGAUGUGUCGGCCCGCCUACAGCUACAUUGCCCUGAUCGCCAUGGCGAUCCAGCAGAGUGCCGAGCAGCGGGUCACGCUCUCAGGCAUCUAUGAGUUUAUCAUGAGGAGGUUCCCGUACUACCGCUCCAACCAGAGAGCCUGGCAGAACUCCAUCAGACAUAACCUAUCGCUCAACAGCUGCUUCAUCAAGGUUCCCAGGUCGGAGGGAAACGAGAAGGGAAAAGGAAACUUUUGGACUUUUGCCGCGGGAUGCGAAUCCAUGCUCGACCUCUUCGAAAACGGCAACUUCCGCCGUCGCCGGCGCAGGCGGAACAUCAAAAUCGGCCUUCGUGAUCCGGGAGAGGCUCCGCUCCGGCCCGCUGAGAGUCCCGGCGAGGAGCUCGCGCCGGCGGUCCGCCGCCCCGAGGCGGACUCUGCCCUUUGCCCUUUAAACCCCGAGAGGCCCCAGCCGUCCCCCACGCCCAACCCCCCCGCCCCAAAACCGGAGUCGGAGAUCAAGUUCAGCAUUGACUACAUCCUGUCUACCCCGGACCCGCCCGCGCCUGGGAUCAGAUCCUCCCACAUAGGCCCUGUGCACAUAGCCCCGCCGGGACCACCCAUACAUAUUGUGGACCGCCAGCACCUGAACCUGCACUUCUGGACCCUGUGA
This is a messenger RNA of Syngnathoides biaculeatus (alligator pipefish), 761 nucleotides long. It is a transcript of the gene foxl3, whose product is annotated as forkhead box L3. Gene Ontology annotation, biological process: anatomical structure morphogenesis; regulation of transcription by RNA polymerase II; cell differentiation. Gene Ontology annotation, molecular function: DNA-binding transcription factor activity, RNA polymerase II-specific; RNA polymerase II cis-regulatory region sequence-specific DNA binding. Bases 27 to 761 code for a protein of 244 amino acids. Lineage: Eukaryota; Metazoa; Chordata; Actinopteri; Syngnathiformes; Syngnathidae. The record is from RefSeq and is a predicted model, not a curated record. The transcript is spliced from 3 exons.